CUGUUAUCCUUUUUUUAUUGAGAAUGUUAGAAAAAAUCGAACCAAAGAUAUUUACUCUACGUCAGUAAUUUCGGAUUUUUUCAACCGCAAGAAUGUACAAUGCUUGCUACAGUGUAUUAUAUUCAUUAAAGAAUAAAACGUAUUUAUCACCGUUUGCGAUUGUGCAAGUCAACGAUAUUCUACUGUCAACUUGUAUUUUAUUUAUAAAAUUUCAAUAAGCAAAACAAAUUUUUAGUUUAUUUACUGUUAAUACCAUAAAGUGAUAUUAAAAAUUUUUUUAAACUAAUAAAUCAUAUUUCUAUUUUAACAAUAAAACGACAGUUAAAUAAUAUACAAAAUAAAGAAACAUUAAAUUUAAAAAAUAUCAUGGAUUCUUAUGGCUGUGGAUGUAAAAAUGCUAUUAUCAUAGAGGGAAUAUUUGGAGAAAUUUAUCCUGAUAUAACAAGUUACAAAGAAGAGGCUAUGAACUAUGAGAAUGAAUCUUUCGAAUCUUUAAUCAAAGAUACUGAUCGAAGUUUAAGUGAAUUAAAGCCUAUAAGUGUUAAGUCUUAUACCAUGAUAAAUAAUAAUCGAAUGGAAGUUACUGUUAUUACAUGGGGUGCAUCUAUCGUAUCCCUCAAAUGUCCUGAUAAAUUUGGUCAUAGUACAGAUAUUGUUCUUGGUUUUGAUGAUUUAAAAAGUUACAUGAAUCCUGUACUUAAUCCAUUUAUUGGAUGUGUAUUAGGCAGAUGUGCAAAUCGUAUAAAAAAUGGUUAUUUUAGUAUUAAAGAUAAAGAUUAUGAAUUAACUAAGAAUGAUAAUAAUCAUCAUAUACAUGGAGGGACAAAUGGUUUUGGUCGACAAAUAUGGAAUUCGCAUAUUGAUGACUGUUCUGUUGUUAUGAGUUAUUUAAGUGAAGAUGGAGAAGAAGGAUAUCCUGGUGCAGUUUUAGCUACAGUAAGAUUCAAAUUAACACCUGAUAAUAAAUUGGAAAUACAUAUGCGUGCAACAACAUCUAAGACAACUAUAAUAAAUAUGUCACAUGGUUCUUUGUUUAAUCUUGCUGGACAUGAUGCUGGUGAAGUAGAAUUAAAAAAACAUAAAAUAUUGUUGAACUGUGAUCGCUGGACUUUCUCAGAUUACUCAGAUUCUAUACCAACAGGAGCUAUCAGAGGAGUAGGUGGAACAGUUAUGGAUUUUCGUAUACCAAGACUUCUGGGAGAAUAUAUGGAAAAAGUUCCUCCAGGAGAAGGUUUUGAUCACAACUUUUGUGUAACAAAAAAUUGGCAAUCUGAUAGUUCAUUCGUUGCUCGAGCAUUACAUAUGAAAUCCGGACGUGUUCUAGAGGUCUAUUCAGAUCAGCCUGGUCUUCAAUUUUAUACUGGAGGGCGUUUAUUACAACAAUUUACUCCUUCCACAUUUGUAACAUAUGAUCAUUACCUACAUCAACAAAAGUUGAAGACAAAUGAAGAUAUUAACAAUUACUUGAACAUGAAUGAAGAAAGUAAAGAGAAUGGAGAGGAAUUGUUAACACCUGAUGUAAGACCACUACAGUUUCUUACAGGAAAAAGAGGAGCACAUUAUAAAAAAAAUUGUGCUUUUAGCAUUCAACCUCAGAAUUAUCCAAAUGCUAUUAAUUAUGCACAUUUUCCAUGUGCAAUUUUGUAUCCAGGUCAAGUCUAUUGUCAUGAUCUCACAUAUAAAUUUGGAGUACAACUUGCUAAUUAUAUGUAAAGAUAUAGAAAUAUAUAACACACAAAAAAAGACAUAAACAAUAUUAAAAUAGCAAAAAAUUUAGCUACUGCACCUAUUGUAUUUCCAAAUGAAUGACUGACUGUUAAUGAGCGCUGAAUCCAUCGAGGUAGUGCCUGCAUCUUGUAACGGAAUUUUCAUAAAAGUUCUGUCCGGCAUCUGAUCUCUAUUUAAAAAUAUUUUUUAAAGAACGAUAACGUGUUCAAAAAUUCUGUUUGAAUAUAUUUAAAAAUGAACUUUGAAAUGAAAAUUAAUACAUACAACAUUUUCAUUUAAAUAUUUGAUCUUUUCUUGUAAUUCGAUCGAUUUAAUAUUAGGAUAUGGCAUUCCAAUAACAAUAAUACAUCU
Molecule: messenger RNA, 2079 nt
Organism: Vespula vulgaris
Lineage: Eukaryota; Metazoa; Arthropoda; Insecta; Hymenoptera; Vespidae
Product: galactose mutarotase-like
Exons: 11
Coding region: 367-1713 (448 amino acids)
Biological process (GO): glucose metabolic process; beta-D-galactose catabolic process via UDP-galactose, Leloir pathway
Molecular function (GO): aldose 1-epimerase activity; carbohydrate binding
Source: RefSeq, a predicted model, not a curated record